AUGGAAACCCUUCCGCUCAACCAUCCGCUAAAGCCCUCCGAGCGCUGGAUAACCUACGUUUUCUUUCUGAAUAAGUUGCUCGAUCUGCUGGAUACCGUGUUCUUCGUUUUGCGAAAGAGCUUCAAGCAGAUAACCAUACUACAUAUAUACCAUCAUGUCAUCAUGUUCUAUGGCAUGUACUGGGUAUUGAGAAUAUACGGAACGGGCGGUCAAUACGCCAUGAUGGGAUUUUUAAACUCCUUCGUGCAUACAGUGAUGUACUCCUACUACUUUAUAUCGGCUCUUUAUCCCGAACUAAAGGGCAGUCUCUGGUGGAAGAAGUACAUAACUCGGCUACAAUUGUUACAAUUUAUUUUGCUAUUCUUCCAAGCAGCAUUUGUGCUCAUAUUCAAUCCGACUUGUGGAUUUCCAACUCUACUGCAUUAUAUGCAGCUGGCGGUAGCUAUAACUUUUACUGCCAUGUUCAGCAACUUUUACUAUCAUGCUUACAUCAAGCCCAAACAAGUAAAAGAGCAGUGA
Drosophila hydei is the source of this 519-nucleotide messenger RNA. RefSeq names its product elongation of very long chain fatty acids protein F-like. Gene Ontology annotation, cellular component: endoplasmic reticulum membrane. The coding region runs from base 1 to 519 and encodes 172 amino acids. Gene Ontology annotation, molecular function: fatty acid elongase activity. Lineage: Eukaryota; Metazoa; Arthropoda; Insecta; Diptera; Drosophilidae. Gene Ontology annotation, biological process: fatty acid elongation, saturated fatty acid; sphingolipid biosynthetic process; very long-chain fatty acid biosynthetic process. The record is from RefSeq and is a predicted model, not a curated record. The transcript has a single exon.